CUAUUUUGCCCGUCCCGCAUAUGCUUGCUUGUCUGCCAUCUGACCAAAGCACCGGCGAGUUGGCUGGCUGAAGAGUAGAAAUCAGAGCAGGCGCCACUCCGUCUCGGCUUCCUGCACAAAGUCUUUGCCUGCCCUUUGCACUCCUCUUCCACGAUUACCACCACCAGACCUCCAGACCUGAGCAAUUGAGAGACGAACAGCAGCAACCAUGGGCGCUAUUCCUGCUUCCGAUGAGCACCUUGAUGUCCUUGUCGUCGGUGGAGGCUUCGCUGGAGUCUACCACCUCUUCGAGCUGCGCCGUCGCGGCCACAAUGUCAAGCUCUUUGACGCUGCGCCUGACUUUGGGGGCAUCUGGCGUCUGAACUGCUACCCUGGCGCUCGCGUAGACUCGGAGCUGCCACUGUACGGCCUAUCUUUCCCCGAGGUGUACAAGACCUGGAACUGGUCCGAGCGCUACCCGGGAUUCAAGGAGCUGCGGCGCUACUUUGACCACAUGGACAAGGUCCUCAAUCUCCGCAAGGAUUGCCGUUUCAACAUGAGGGUCACGGCCUCCCAUUGGGACGAGGCCAACAGUCGCUGGAACAUCACGGCGGGCCCUGAGGGAAAGGAGACGCAUGUGACGGCCAAGAAUGUCAUCUUCUGCAUGGGUUUCGCUUCCAAGGUCAACUUCCCCACGUAUCCGGGAAGGGAGAACUACAAGGGUACUAUGCACCACACGGGUUUGUGGCCUGAUGGGCUCGAGGCAGAGGCAUUCAAGGGCAAGAAGGUGGCCAUCAUCGGCUCAGGUGCCUCGGGUGUCCAAUGCACGCAGGAGAUUGGCAAGCACGCCGACUCUUUGUCUGUCUUUAUCCGUACCCCCAACCUCUGCCUGCCAAUGGCCCAGAUGAAAAUGUCGGCAGACGUCCAGGAGGCCUUCAAGGAUGCGUACCCCGACAUUUUCGAGAAGCGCAAAAAGACCUUUGCGGGCUUCCACUACGACUUUGAUUAUGACGACUGGAAGCGGCACACGCCGGAACAGCGACGGGCCUUUUACGAAGAAAUCUGGGCCAAGAAGGGCUUCCACUUCUGGCUCGAGACCUACGUUGACGUCUACUACCAAAAGGACUGCAACCGGACUGCCUACGAUUUCUGGCAGGAAAAGACCGCGGCAAGGAUUCACGAUCCAAAGAAGCGCGCUUUCCUCGCCCCUAAGGAGUGGCCUCACACGUUUGGCACAGUGCGACCCUCGCUGGAGCAGAACUACUACGACGUACUCAACCAGGAAAAUGUCGACAUUGUGCCCGUCAAGGAACAACCCAUCGAAAGCUUUACCGAAAAGGGCAUCAAGAUGAAGAACGGCGAGGAGAAGCAGUUCGAUGCCAUCAUCCUCGCCACGGGCUUCGACACGCACACGGGAGGCUUCCAACAAAUCGACAUUCGUGGCCAGAAUGGUGUCCCGCUGACAAAGAAGUGGGGAGAUGGAUGCAACUCGUUCCUUGGUCUUGCCACGGCGGGCUUCCCCAACAUGUUCUUCCUCUACGGUCCCCAUGGACCAACGGCGUACAGUAACGGACCAUCGACGGUCGAGAUCCAGGCCGAGUGGACGUGCGACUUCCUUGACUACAUGCGCAACAAGCAGCUGAAGAGCUUUGAUGUCGACCCAAAGACGGAGGAGGAGUUCACAAAGCACAAUGACGACCUCAGUGCUGCUACCCUCUUCCACGACAGCCACGGCUGGUACAUGGGACGAAACGUCCCUGGCAAGAAGCACCAAGCGCUCAAUUUCACAGGCGGCAUUCCUCUUUACGUGAAGGAGCUCAACGAGAGCAAGGAUGACGGCUACAAGGGCUUUGUCAUGGCUUGAAAAGCUUCAACAGAGUUUUCGCAAGCGCUCUAAUCCUGCUAUUCUCUCGCUCCUUCUACCUGUUCUCAUCAGAAU
This is a messenger RNA of Acaromyces ingoldii, 1918 nucleotides long. Its product is annotated as FAD/NAD(P)-binding domain-containing protein. The transcript has 5 exons. NCBI's taxonomy places the organism in Eukaryota, Fungi, Basidiomycota, Exobasidiomycetes, Exobasidiales, Cryptobasidiaceae. The record is from RefSeq and is a predicted model, not a curated record. Gene Ontology annotation, molecular function: oxidoreductase activity. Bases 209 to 1843 code for a protein of 544 amino acids.